Molecule: messenger RNA, 5921 nt
Organism: Ipomoea triloba (trilobed morning glory)
Lineage: Eukaryota; Viridiplantae; Streptophyta; Magnoliopsida; Solanales; Convolvulaceae
Product: zinc finger CCCH domain-containing protein 19
Exons: 10
Coding region: 159-5561 (1800 amino acids)
Molecular function (GO): protein binding; DNA binding; metal ion binding
Source: RefSeq, a predicted model, not a curated record
AGCUGUAGCUUAAAGGCAAUCGAAUUCAUUUCUUCACACAAAGCCUCCAGAAAAAUGAAUACAAAACAAAUCACGCAGGUGUAUGUGUAAUCUUCCUAUAUAUGCACAAGAACGUCAAUAACAAGACCUAGGGUUAGGGUUUUGAAUCGAUUUUUGCCAUGGCCGACGGCGAAGUGACUGUAUCCAAUGUAGAUAAACCCUUGCUCGAGGAGGUAGACGGUGGGGAUGACCUCACUGAAACAGAGCAAUGCGUGUCCCUUCCGGAAUCGAAGGUUCUCAACGAAGCCAGUAUCGAGUCACCGGGAAUUCAAGAUGCAUCGACUGCGGAGACCGAGAUGAAGACGGAGGCAGAAGGUGGAGAGGACGCCGUUGUCGAUACGAUUGAUUCGCGCAACGAGGCGGGAGCUGGAGAGGAGACUGUUGUUCAUACGAUUGAUUCUCGUAACGAGGCGGGAGCUAGAGAGGAGACUGUUGUUGAUACGAUUGAUUCGCGUAACGAGGCGGGAGGUGGAGAGGAGACUGUUGUUGGUAUGAGUGAUUCGCUUAAAGAGCCGGGAGUCGUAGAAGAGACUGUUGAUACGAGUGAUUCGCGUAAAGAGGCAGGGGCUGGAGAGGAGACUGUUGAUACGAGUGAUUCCCGUAAAGAGGGAGGAGGUGGAGAAAAGGCUGUUCUUGAUACAAGUGAUUCGCGUAAAGAGGCAGGGGUGGAUGGAGACGAGACUGUUGCUUGUACGAGUGAUUCGCAUAACGAGGCAGGAGGUGGGGAGGAGUCUGUUGUUGAUAUGAACAAUUCGCAUGUUGCUGAAGUGGCUCCAGUUUUGACGUCAGACCUCGAGAUGGAAGCUAAGGCUAAUGAGCAGGCUGAAAUGGCGGCUGUGAAGGAGUUGGAGGCAGAUGGGGGUGAUGAGACCGUUGUUGAUAAGGGACAUUCGCAUGCAGAAAUGGUGGCAAAGGCUGCUCCGGUUUUGGAGUUGGUCCAAUUGGACAUAAAACCUGGGUUGGAUAUUGAGUUUGAAGCACCGAUUGCUGUUGCUGUUACAGAUAGUUCUCAGCUGGAUGGUCAUCAUUCUGAAGCAGUAGAUGCAAUGGAGGCAGAGAUUCCAACCGGAGAAGCUAAUAGAGAGGUGGAAACAGAUGGAUACAGUGCAACAAAGGCCGUAGAUGAUGAAGCUGCUUCAAUUCCAACUCUGGAAGCUAAUAGAGAAUUGGAAAUAGAUGGAGAUAACACAACAAAGGUAGAAGAAGAUGCUGCUGCUUCAAUUCCAACUUCAGAAGCUAAUAGAGAAAUGGAAACAGAUGGACAAGAUACAAUGAAGGCUGAAGAUAAUGAUACUGAUUCGAUUCCAACUGCAGAAGCUAAUAAUAGAGAAAUGGAAACAUAUAAAAUGGACAUAACAAAGGCUGAAGAUGGUGAAGCUGUUUCAAUUCCAACUGGGGAAUCUAAUAGAGAAUUGGAAACAGAUGGAGAUGAGGUAAUGAAGCCUGAAGAUGAUGAAGCUGCUUCAGUUCCAACUGGGGGAGCUAAUAGAGAAUUGGAAACAGAUGGAGAUGAUGUAAUGAAGGCUGAAGAUGAUGAAUCUGGUUCAAUUCCAACUGGGGAAGCUAAUAGAGAAUUGGAAACAGAUGGAGAUGAUGUGGCUGAAGAUGUUGAAGCUGCUUCAAUUUCAACUGAGGAAGCUAAUGGAGAAUUGGUAGCAGAUGGAGAGGAUAUAAUGUUAGAGGAUUCACAAGAAGAUCCUCAGUAUGGGGAAAAUGAGUUAAUGACUGCUGAGGAGACUGCUGCUGCAGAUACUGAAGUUGAGACUGAAACUGAUGCAGCAGAUUCAGGUAGAGGUGCUGGCGGAAAGCGGAAAAGAGGGAAGAAUUCUAAGAGCCCUGCUUCUUCUAAGGCUGCUACAAGAACUCCAUCAAGGAAAGUGACCGAAGAGGAUGUUUGCUUCAUUUGCUUUGAUGGUGGAGAUCUUGUGCUUUGUGACCGUCGUGGUUGCCCAAAAGCAUAUCAUCCUUCUUGUGUUAAUCGUGAUGAAGCAUUUUUUCGGGCAAAGGGCAGAUGGAAUUGUGGAUGGCAUCUAUGUAGUAUUUGUGAGAAGAAUGCACAUUACAUGUGUUAUACCUGCACCUAUUCGCUAUGCAAGGGGUGCAUAAAAAGUGCUGUUAUUUUAUGCAUUAGAGGAAACAAAGGCUUUUGUGAAAACUGUAUGAGAACUGUCAAGCUUAUUGAAAGCAAGCAGCAGGGAGACAAAGAUGCACAAAUAGAUUUUGAUGACAAGAGUAGUUGGGAGUAUCUCUUCAAGGACUACUACAUGGAUUUGAAAGAGAGGUUGUCUUUGUCUUCAGCUGAAAUAGCGGAGGCCAAAAGUCCAUGGAAGGGAUCUGAUGUGUCUGGAAAUAGACAACAGCAAUCUGAACCACAGUUUGAUAAUAAUGAAGAGGGAGGUUCUGGUUCUGACAAUUCUGGUGAGAAGGUUGAAGUCAAUAAAUUAAAAAGAAGAAAAAUUACAAAAAAAUCAAAGUCCCUUUUAAAAGAAGAUGGUAUGGCCAGUAUGUCUGCAAUAGCUGGAAGUGAAGGUGCAUCUACACCUAGCAACAAUGAAUGGGCAUCAAAAGAGCUGCUUGACUUUGUUAAGCACAUGAGAAAUGGUGACACAUCUGUUCUUUCUCAAUUUGAUGUGCAGGAUUUGUUGCUGAAAUAUAUCCAAAUGAACAAACUUCGUAUUCCAAAUAAAAAGAGUCAAAUCAUGUGUGAUUCAAGACUUCAAAGCCUCUUUGGAAAACCACGUGUUGGGCAUUUUGAAAUGUUAAAAUUACUUGAGUCUCACUUUCUUAUAAAGGAGGAUACUCAGAUUGAUGAUGCCCAGGGUACUGUAGUUGAUACUGAGGUUGAGGGUGAUGAGAACCGGGACACACUUAUGAAGGAAGUCAAAGAUAAGAAACGCAAGCGUAAAAAAGGCCACAGUCGGGGCCCACAAUCUAAUCUUGAUGAUUAUGCAGCUAUUGAUAUGCACAACAUUGGCUUAAUCUACCUUCGACGGAAGUUAAUGGAGGACCUGCUAGAAGAUGUGGAGAAGUUUCAGGACAAAGUUGUUGGUACCUUUGUGAGAAUAAGAAUCUCUGGUAAUAACCAAAAGCAAGAUUUGUACAGACUGGUUCAAGUCAUGGGUAUGAGCAAAGCUUCUGAGCCAUAUAAAGUUGGCAAAAGAACAACUGAUAUGCUGCUUGAGAUCUUGAAUUUGAACAAGACUGAGGUCAUAUCAAUUGAUACAAUCUCAAAUCAAGACUUCACUGAGGAUGAAUGCAAGCGUUUACGACAAAGUAUAAAAUGUGGACUUAUUAAUAGGCCAACUGUGGGUGUCAUUCUUGACAAGGCCAUGGAAAUACAUGAAGCAAGGGUCAAUGAUUGGUUGGAAUCAGAGGUCUUGCGGCUUAGUCAUCUUCGUGAUCGAGCAAGUGAAAAAGGGCGUCGGAAGGAACUUAGAGAAUGUGUGGAGAAAUUAGAGCUAUUGAAAACACCUGAGGAGCGUCAGCGAAGACUUGAUGAAAUUCCGGAAAUACAUGCAGAUCCAAACAUGGAUCCGAGUUAUGAGUCUGAUGAUGAUGACAGUGUUACUGAUGAAAAUAGACGAGAUACUUAUAUGAGGUCCAGAGAUUCAAGCUUUAGCAGGAGAGGAAGAGAGCCAAUUUCUCCUCGAAGCAACUAUUCUUCCAAAGAUCCAUGGGGUAGUGGAGGUAAAACGCCAACUAGAAGUUGGGAAUUGGAUAGGAAUUUGUCCAGUAAAAAUACAUUGGUCAGGGCUGAGGAUAGUACACAUAAUAGUGAGAUGGUUAAUGAAAAUUCAUGGGGUCUAGGACGAGAUAGAGACCAAGAGUAUAAAAGUCUGGAGAAGGUGAAUUCAACUACUAAUUCUGAGACAAUUGGAAGGAAAGGGAACUCCCUUUCAAGACCUGAAAUGGCUUCUGGUGUGGCAUCAAUGACUUCUACAGUUACUCCCACAGCAAAGUCAUCAGAUACUGGGAUCAAAAUUAAUGAAACAGAAAAAAUAUGGCAUUACAAGGAUCCCUCAGGAAAAAUUCAGGGGCCAUUUUCUAUGGUCCAGCUACGUAAAUGGAACAACACAGGAUACUUCCCUGCCAAUCUGAGAAUAUGGAGAUCUACAGAAAAGCAAGAUGACUCUAUUCUUCUGACUGAUGCAUUGGCUGGAAGAUUUCUGAAAGAGUCAUCAGUGACUGAGCAUAGAAAUUUGGCAGGUGGUGUACUGCAAAAUCGAGAGGCAGAGAGACUAAAUCUUGAUCAGAAUCGUGCAUCUCAGAAUUCACCUAGUGGUUUGGUUUCGUCUAGAGGUGGAAUGAUUUCUGGUGAGAUGUCUCGAGUUCCUAAAGAAAAGUGGGAUGGUAACGAUUCAUCGAACCUUCCUUCUCCUACUCCAAAACAAGGUAAUGCAGGCUGGUCUGGAGAUGCUGUUCCUGUAACGGCUGCAACUUCAUAUCCUGUUGAUAAUGGAAUCUCUGAACCAUCUCGUUUAGUGUUACCAGCUAGUGUGUCUUCUCUCUUGGCUUCAGCUGUGAAUGCCAGCGGACAUUCAUUAAUGAGAUCUGAAAAUGUUUCUUCAAAUUCUGGUGCUGGUUUUAGUCCAAUGACAAAUACUGCAAAUCCUCAGAGUUCACAAUUGACUGCAGUUAGUGAACCACCUCCAAUGAUGGUCCACAGCCAACAUGCCAGUGAACCACCUCCAAUGAUAGUCCACAACCAACAUGCCACAGCCACACAAGAUGCAAAUGUCCACCCAGUUCAGUCUAUAAAUAAUAUUCAGAACCCAAACCUGGAUCCUCAUGCAUUUGGUGUUGGUCAAACUCUGAAGGCAGAACCAAGCAUUUCUGUCCCUACUCCAGCGCAGCCCCAGGGGUAUGGAAAUUGGGGUGGCAUUACCUCUGCUGUUCAAAAUCUUGCUGCAAGUUUCUCAAAUACAGGUCCCUUAGCCAUGCCUCAAUCUGAGUUUUGGAGAGCUCAGAAUCAGACUAACCAACCCAACAUUCAACUUCCAAGUGUGCCUAGCUUACCGUGGGGCGCAGGGAUUCCACAGAAUAGUCCUGCCCCAGCCAAUUUAAAUGCUGUCUGGGGUACAAUGCAGCAGGGAAAUCCAAACAUGGGGUGGAGUGGACCAGCGCCUGGAACUAUGAAUAUGAAUUGGGGAGCUCCAAUUCAAACAAUGGCUCCACCUAAUCCAGGAUGGGUUAUGCCUCCUACCGGACCAAUGCCUGGAAACAUGAAUCCAGGGUGGGUUGCACCAACAGCGGGUAAUCCAGGCGUUCAAGGUAUGCCUCCUGGUAAUCCAAAUCCGGGUUGGGUUGCCCCAACAGUUUCAGGUCCAAGAGACAACGGUUCGCAGGGUGGAGAUACUGGCUUCAAUGAUGGAAGGCCUUGGAAUAGACAGUCAUCAUUUGGCAGUGGAGGCCAUGGAGGUGGUCCUAGAAGUGGUCUUCCGAAAAGUCAAAUGCCUUGCCCCUUCAAUAAGAAUGGUCGGUGUAGGAAAGGGGCCCGCUGUGAUUAUCUUCAUAUCCAAUAAGGAGUUUAAUAGAGUUUCAGGCCAAUAGAUGAUUCUGUACAGUAAUAUUAUUUAGCUUUUCUUUAGUAUAGGCCAUUUUGAGGUUUCAAUUUGUAAAACCUGAGCAGAUUAGGGGCACACUCUUUUGACGCCAAUUUAUUUCCUGCAAAACAUUUAGGUGCCGACAUUAUGCUGUUUUGAUCAAUAAGCUUCCAAAGCGCACUGGAUAUCCACCUAUCCAGUGCCUGACGCUGCAAAAUGCAGGUUCUGAAGGAACGCCAACGAGCUUCUGGUUAAAGGGCCUUUUUUUUUUUAUUUUUAUUUUUUAUUUUUACAUUAUCGAUCUCUUGCAGCCCAUUUUUCGAACAUGCCUGUAUCCAA